CUAAAAAUGAAAUUUGAAGCAAAAUCUUAAAGUUCUCUGCGACUUGAAAACUGUAAUUUUCAUGGUAAAUCUUCUGUUUCCAUUUUAAGUUUCUGUGAUUUUUCUUGCCGUGGGAAAAACAAGCUUUUUUCUGCCCAUCAUGCUCCUCCGUCGACUUGUUGUGGCGGUUCCUCGCUCAAGAAGGUUCUUUAGCAGUGACAGCAGCCAUGAUCUCUCAAGCUCCAUUGCGGAGCUCAAUAAGGAAAUGGAAUCAAUCUUUGGUGAACCUCCUCCAGAUGGGUUUGCUGGGUCUAUGGAUACAAGUUCUUCGGCUCAAGAAUCCGAGUACAAGACUCGUGGGAUUUCUAGUUGUGGCAGUAAUGAUUUUAUGCCUCCACAAACCCCUAAUAUGUUGCAAAAUUUAGGAGAAAAUAUAUCAGGUCUGACUCAUGUUGGCAGCUCAGGGGAAGCCCAGAUGGUAGACGUGUCACCCAAAGAAAGUAGCAAGAGAACAGCAACUGCUAGUUGCAAAGUAAUUCUGGGGAAAAAGGUGUUUGAUUUGGUUUUGGCCAACCAGAUGGCUAAGGGAGAUGUCCUUAGCGUGGCAAAAAUCGCUGGCAUAAGCGGUGCUAAGCAUACUAGCAGCCUCAUACCGCUAUGCCAUAACAUCACUUUGACCCAUGUUCGAGUUGAUUUAAGGCUGAAUCCUGAGGAUUUUAGUGUUGAGAUAGAAGGGGAAGCUUCUUGCACAGGUAAAACUGGGGUUGAAAUGGAAGCAAUGACAGCUGUGACCGUUGCUGGACUAACAGUGUACGACAUGUGCAAGGCUGCUUCCAAAGAUAUCCAAAUCACAGAGGUACGGCUUGAGCGUAAAACUGGUGGGAAGAGUGGAUCCUGGUCCAGGGGGGAGUAAUGGUGGUUUAUGAUGAGGAAAGUGAUGUGGAUUGUGCUGGUUAGCUUUUCUUAGUGGAAUUUUAUUACGCUUGUCAUCAAAAUGGAGGUAUUCUCCCGUUUUCUUUUAAUUAUUAUCAUGGAAUUUGGUGGCAAAUUAAAUAUUUCCAAUUUAAAGUUUUUAACCAUAAGUUAUGAUCAACAAUACAAAUAAAAAAAUGUGAACAGGACAUAUAGGCUUCAAAUGAUUUCUCCUGUUUCUUUACUUGAACUGCUUACUAUGAGUUUAAUCUCCUUUUGAAAUGAUUUCUGCUUCACAGUAAGCUGACUCUAUUCUCCAUUGAUGUGCAACCUUUCUGCAAAACUUUUCCAUUUUAUGUACUUCUUGGAUGCUGGAAAUUUAAAAGACA
Molecule: messenger RNA, 1280 nt
Organism: Rubroshorea leprosula
Lineage: Eukaryota; Viridiplantae; Streptophyta; Magnoliopsida; Malvales; Dipterocarpaceae
Source: the annotation of a GenBank genome assembly